This is a messenger RNA of Syzygium oleosum, 1576 nucleotides long. Its product is annotated as tryptophan--tRNA ligase, chloroplastic/mitochondrial. Gene Ontology annotation, molecular function: ATP binding; tryptophan-tRNA ligase activity. Gene Ontology annotation, cellular component: mitochondrion; chloroplast. Gene Ontology annotation, biological process: tryptophanyl-tRNA aminoacylation. The transcript has 15 exons. Lineage: Eukaryota; Viridiplantae; Streptophyta; Magnoliopsida; Myrtales; Myrtaceae. The record is from RefSeq and is a predicted model, not a curated record. The coding region runs from base 107 to 1318 and encodes 403 amino acids.
AUUCCGCUUCUACCAAUCGGGUAAAACAGAGUCUGCGGUGAGCGAGCGCACAGCAGCCACAUCCGCUUCGCUCGUCCCACCCGCAGAGCUUGGAGAAGAAGAAGACAUGGCUCGCUCCCUUCUCUCUCACUUCCCCAUCCUCUCCAACUCCACCUCUCUGUCGUGUGCCGUCACUCCGAGCAAGUGCUUCGCAAGGCAUCUUUUUGUCAGACCCAAGGCCUCGAGUUUUCAUUGUCUCUGUACCCUCUCGCUCUCCGAACCCACCGUCUUGGAGACUUCCGGCUCCAUGAGGAAAAGGAUUGUUUCUGGAGUCCAGCCCACAGGUUCCAUUCACCUCGGGAAUUACCUCGGCGCCAUUAAAAAUUGGAUUGAGCUUCAGAACUCAUAUGACACGCUCUUUUUCAUUGUGGACCUUCACGCGAUAACACUACCGUACGAAACACAACAGUUAGCUAAGGCAACCAGAGAUACAGCGGCUAUAUAUUUGGCAUGUGGCGUUGACACUUCCAAGGCUUCUGUGUUUGUGCAAUCCCAUGUCCGUGCUCAUGUAGAAUUGAUGUGGUUGCUGAGUUCGGCUACGCCAAUUGGUUGGCUUAAUAGAAUGAUCCAGUUUAAAGAGAAAUCUCGCAAGGCGGGAGACGAAAAUGUUGGUGUUGCUCUAUUGACUUAUCCAGUUCUUAUGGCUUCUGACAUUCUCCUAUACCAGUCUGACUUUGUCCCUGUUGGUGAAGACCAGAAGCAACAUCUGGAAUUGACCCGUGAACUAGCUGAACGUGUUAACUACUUAUAUGGAGGAAGGAAGUGGAAGAAAUUGGGAGGGAGAGGAGGAACAAUUUUCAAGGUUCCAGAGCCCCUUAUCCCUCCAGCUGGAGCAAGAGUUAUGUCACUUACUGAUGGUCUUUCCAAGAUGUCGAAAUCUUCACCCUCUGAUCAGUCACGGAUCAAUCUUCUUGACUCAAAAGAUGUGAUAGCAAACAAGAUCAAACGUUGCAAAACUGACUCAUUUACAGGUUUGGAAUUUGAUAAUCCUGACAGACCAGAAUGCAAUAAUCUACUUUCAAUAUACCAGCUCGUUUCAGGAAAAACCAAAGAGGAAGUUGCAAAAGAAUGCCAAGACAUGAAUUGGGGCUUGUUUAAGCCCCUCAUUACGAACGCCUUAAUUGAUCAUCUGCAUCCCAUUCAGGUCCGCUACAAGGAAAUCAUGUCCGAUUCAGCGUAUUUGGAUGGUGUAUUGGCAGAAGGUGCUGCAAGAGCAACAGAAAUAGCAGAUGCUACCCUCAAUAAUGUCCGUCAGGCAAUGGGAUUCUUGCGGAGAUGAGAAGAUUUUGAUACAUUAAUAAGUUUUACGAGCACACCACUUGGUAGAUUACAUUAAAGCUCACUUCUACAUGAUUACCAACAUAAGUUUUCAGAUGAUUCUUUUCAGCAAUUUUUUGACUGAGGAAAAGCAAUAUUUCUGGCAAAGGCUGUCAUACAUCCAUUGAUGUGCUAGGAAGGUGUUUCCUUGUAUUAUGUGGGUUCAAAUUGCUUCCACUCAUAAUUUAUAUGUUAAUUCUCUUUCGACUGUGUUGUAUAA